Molecule: messenger RNA, 123 nt
Organism: Ambispora leptoticha
Lineage: Eukaryota; Fungi; Glomeromycota; Glomeromycetes; Archaeosporales; Ambisporaceae
Source: the annotation of a GenBank genome assembly
GAAACCCGUUAUCCUCUUAGAUCUCAACGUAGAAGGAAAGAUAAUUCCAAUGCCACAGCUACUUACUGGUUACUGUUUGGAAGAUUGUCAGGCGCCUUGGUGACUGGAACACAGGUCGAACGG